AUGGAAAAGUUUACUAGAUACCUGAAAGACGCCUGGGCUCUUACCCAAGCUCUUUAUGCACCAAAAAAAGCUUCAUUCAUCAAUGUAUCACUUGGAAAUGUCUCUGGAGAUAUGGACAGUGUGGUCUGUUCAAUAGUUCUUGGAUAUUAUCUCACAUAUAAACAAGGAUUUUAUGAAGAGGUUAAAGACGAAAUUGAUCCAGAGAAUUUGAGCGAAGAGCAACAAAAGAAGUUCUUUGUACCAGUCUUGAACAUGAACAAGGAGGAUAUCGUAGCUAGGAGUGAUAUUAUCCAUCACUUCGAGCUUAACGGGAUUAACUACAUGGAAAUUCCUGCAUAUGAUGAAAUAGACCUUAGACAUUAUGCUGAGCAAGGAACUCUCAGAGCAAAUCUUGUUGACCAUAAUUUCCCUGACUGUAAUCAAGAAUAUUUGGUAGAGCAUGUUGAGAGAAUCUAUGAUCAUCACUUUGAGAAGCCAGCUGAGUAUCCUAAUAUGGUGUUCAAAGACAUUAGGUUCUGUGGUUCAGCAGCCACACUUGUAGCCAAUGCAAUGCUAAAUGACGAGGAACUUAAGUCUGAGCUUUUAGAUCAUCAGGUAGCAUGGUUCGCCUCUGCACCAAUCUUAAUAGAUACUGUUAACUUCAAAGAGAAACAAAGAGGAAAGAAAUGGGACCAAAUCGACGAAGAUGUAUACAAGUUGGUCAAGGAAAUUGCAGGAGACACUAUUCCAGAAGAUUACUUCAGAACUCUUUAUCUCAAAAAGACUGAUGUUCAAACUAACAUUAAUCUUGGAUUCCGUCUCUUGGCAAGAAAAGACUACAAGAACUACAAAAUCAAUGAUGAGUUGUUGGGAAUAUCCACUAUUUUCUUAGACAUCAACAUCUGUGACAAUGAGUUUGGAGCUGAGAACCUUGUUAAAGAAUUUGAUGACAUCAUGAAGGAGAGAAAUCUAAGCAUGUACAUGGUCCUCACCCAUUAUGAAGAAGAUCAUGACGUUAGAAGACAAAUCUUAGCUUAUUCUCAUAACACAGAGUUGGUGGAGAAACUCAAAGACCUAUUCUCUAAUGGAGAAGACUUCAGCACUGAGCCAUUGACUGAGAACAAGCUCAAUGACAUAGAGAACUGAUAUGUUUGGCAAAACAACUACACUUCACAAUCUAGAAAGAAGAUAGAGCCAUUGAUUAGAAAGCAUUUUGCUGUUGAAUAA
Moneuplotes crassus is the source of this 1206-nucleotide messenger RNA. Lineage: Eukaryota; Ciliophora; Spirotrichea; Euplotida; Euplotidae. The record is from the annotation of a GenBank genome assembly.